UUUUGAAGGUGUGCCUUUUAUUUUGAAAAUGAGAUUUCUUGUUGGUGAGAUCAUUUCCUGUUGUGCUGCAGUUACAGCCAUGUUAAAGAAGCACAUGUUGUAGUUACUACCAUCUCUAUCCAUCCAUCUUUUUGUUCGGUCAUGGGGUAUCGUCAUUUUACCUUUUCUUCAUUAAAAUCACCUGCCAAGUACAACACAUUGCCUGUUCAUUGGAGGAAAAACUUUUGAAGGAACGAGUUUAGCUUGCUGUUUCAUGUUAGUUGAGAACAGUAUAGUAAAAUGACGUCCUCUGAGAAGAAGAUGGUUUCAGAGAAGGAACCUCUGUCUGAAGUUUCAAUGAAUGAGACCCCAAAAACACAAGACAAUGCAAAGAUUGCUGAUGCAAAAUCACACUCGUCAUCUAGUGCACGUCGAUCUUUACGCUCUCAAAGAUCCAUAGUCAACGUGGCAGCUGCUACAGCACGGGCAGAGGCUGAGGCAGCGAAAGCCAGAGCCUCUUUCAUCAGAAAGGAAAUGAAGAUCAAAAUCGAAAAGGCUCGUCUUGAAGCAGAAUUAGAUGCGCUAAAGCAAGAAGCAGAAGCAGAGGCUGCAAUUGCAAAGGCCAUUGCUAUGGAAAAUGCUGCCAGCGAAUUAAGCUCUCACGGGAGCCGGCAGGACUUUGAGUCUUUACCAUCACAAAGUCCACAAGACAAAGUGAGUGAAUAUGUGGCAAGGCAUUCACAAAAAGAUGAUUCUAACCCAGAUGAGCCGUUUUAUAUAAACCAACAGGGGCCAUCCGCCUUAUUAACAUUGGAUGAAGAGCGCGGCUCCCUUUGCCAUGCAUUUGAGUCUCUCAGUCAUAAACCUCAACACCCUUAUGGAGAUUGUGAGAUGCCAAAACACUCGUCUCCUCAUCAGGCACAUCUCCAUCACUCUGAAUCAUAUCAGCCUGACGGCUACCAACAUACUCCUAAAUUACAUAGCCAGCAGCGUUCCAGUCAGCACUUUCAAAGCUUACAUCAAGAAAUCAAAGUAGAAGGAAGGCAACAAGUUGAUACUUCAGAUCAAAUAAAGCAGCAGAAAAUGUUCAGCCACUAUGCCUUUAAUCCCCUUCCUGGCCAUGGUUUAAAUAGCAACACAUCAGACUUAGCUAAGUUCUUGAUAAGAAGUCAGCUAGUUUCAGGGGGUUUAACCAAAUUUGAUGAUCAGCCAGGAAACUUCCUUGGCUGGAAGUCAACAUUUACAAGUGUUGUGAAGGGACUUGAACUUUCUGCUCACGAACAAAUUGACCUUCUCAUAAAAUGGCUAGGUCCCGAAUCGAGUCAUCAAGCUCGCAGGAUGAAAGCUGCCAAUGUCCGCCAACCAUUGGUGGGUCUGAACCUCAUUUGGGAAAGACUGGAUGAACUUUAUGGUGCUCCAGAAGCCAUAGAGAAGGCUUUGUUUGCAAAACUGGACAACUUCCCAAGAGUAGGCAACCGUGAUAACUACAGACUUCGAGAACUUGCGGAUUUACUGUGUGAACUUGAAGCUGCGAAGGAAGAUGGUUAUCUCCAAGGGUUAGCCUAUCUGGACACGGCGAGAGGAGUAAGUCCCAUCGUAGAAAAACUACCCUUUCAUUUACAGGAUAAAUGGAUGACAUUUGGAUCAAAAUAUAAGGAAGAUCACAAGGUACAUUUCCCACCCUUUUCAGUCUUUUCUGAAUUUGUAAGGAGACAAGCCAGGGCAAGAAAUGAUCCAAGUUUUUAUGUGACCAAUACAGUUGCACCCGCUCUAAAAAAGGAGAGAAUGGGGAAUCUCAAUUACAAAAAUCCUGUGUCUGUACAUAAGACAAGUGUGGAAAACAGGGAAACAACUAUGGAGAGGGAGGGGAACCAAACCGAAGACGUGAACACAUUAUGUCCCAUACAUAAAAAACCGCACGCGCUUAAGAAGUGCAAGAGCUUUCGAGCUAUGCUCUUGGAUGAAAGAAAGAAAUUCCUCAGGGAUAAGGGAGUGUGUUUUCGCUGCUGUGCUUCAGUCUCCCACCAGGCCAAGGAUUGUGGUGCUCCAAUCAAAUGCGCAGAGUGCGGAAGUGAACGUCAUGUGGCUGCACUGCACUUUGGUCCUGCUCCAAGAGGGUCAAAGGAGCUAACCUCUUACAAGGAUCAAAAGGGUUUCAAAGAGCAGAGCCCUUCCGAGGUUCAUGGCGGGGAGUCAGUCACCACACCGAAUGAUGAACAAAUCCUAGCGGCCAAACCAAUGUGUACACAAGUUUGUGGUAAGGGCUUCAAAGGAAAGUCGUGCUCAAAAAUAUGUCUGGUUAAUGUCUAUCCUCAAGGUCAUCCAGAGGAGAGUAAAAGGAUGUACGUGAUUUUAGAUGAUCAGAGUAACGUCUCGUUGGCCAAGACAGAAUUCUUUGACACCUUUCAGAUACAGGGACCACGAAUACCAUACAUCCUGACUACAUGUGCGGGAGUUGUCAAGGUGACUGGUAGAAGAGCUCAUGGUUACAUGGUUGAACCACUCACAGGAGAGCUAAGUAUCGCCCUUCCAACUCUAAUAGAGUGUAAUAAUGUGCCAAACAGCCGAACAGAAAUCCCAACCCCAGAAGCAGCUUACCAACACAGCCACAUGCGAGCUAUGGCUAACCAAAUACCUGCUCUAGAUGACACAGCAGACAUCUUGCUCCUGUUAGGAAGGGACAUUCUCCAGGUCCACAAGGUGCGUCGGCAGUAUAAUGGCCCAGACGACGCUCCAUUUGCCCAGAAGCACGAUCUUGGGUGGGUCAUUGUCGGUGACGUCUGCCUGGGUGGAGCCCACACCCCUACAGAAGUAAAUACAUUUAAAACAUGUAUCAUGGACAAUGGCCGUCCCAGUUAUAUGCGUCUUUGUGAGAACCUUGUCAAAAUUAAGGAGGAUUUCAGCCAGACUCUUCAGCAGAACAGUUCUCUAUCUUGGCUUCAUUCUCUAGAUCAACAAGAGGACCUCCUUGGUGCAACAGUCUUCCAAAGGACUGAAAGGGACAAUCAGUUAGCACCUUCAAUCGAUGAUUUGACCUUUCUACAGCUAAUGGAUAAGGGGUUUGUUAGGGAUGAAAGCGGCAGCUGGGUGGCACCCUUGCCCUUUCGAAACCCAAGGAAGCAGCUCCCUAACAAUAGACAGCAGGCACACCAACGGUUUGUGUCAUUAAAGCGAGCUUUCCAGAAGAGACCCAGCAUGAAGGAAGACUUCCUGGAGUUCAUGCAAGGGAUCUUGGAUAGCAACUAUGCAGAGUUGGCACCACCAUCAGAGGGAAGGGAGGUGUGGUACCUUCCCAUUUUUGGAGUCUACCACCCGCACAAGCCCGGUAAAAUCAGGGUUGUUUUUGACUCAAGUGCUCGCUUUGAGGGUGUUUCACUCAAUGAGGUCCUGCUUCAGGGGCCCAAUCUCAACAACGGUCUUCUGGGAGUUCUUCUUAGGUUCAGGAAGGAACCUGUUGCCAUAACUGCUGACGUUAGGCAAAUGUUUUAUUGCUUUCUGGUCCAGGAAGAGCAUCGAGAUGUUUUGCGCUUUCUAUGGUUUAAGGACAACAACCCUGAAAGUGAAGUGGUGGAAUACCGGAUGAGGGUCCACGUGUUUGGAAACUCCCCAUCACCUGCUGUGGCAUCUUAUGGGUUGAGGAGAACAGCACAGGAGGGAGAGAAGGAUUUCGGCAGGGAUGUCUGCGAAUUCAUUAAGAAAGACUUCUAUGUGGAUGACGCCUUGCGGUCCUUUCCAACUGAGGUUGAAGCAGUUGAUGUUCUAAAGAGAGCCCAAAAUCUGCUGGCAGGUUAUAACAUAAAGCUCCACAAGAUCACCUCAAACAAGGUCAAUGUUAUAAAUGCCUUUCCCAAAGAAGAUCGAGCCGAGGGUAUGAAGACUCUGGACCUUGCAGUUGACGACUUACCUAUUCAGCGCAGUUUGGGAGUAGUCUGGGAUAUGACAAAGGAUACAUUCACCUUUAACAUUCCCAAGCCUCAGAAACCCUUCACGCGCAGAGGCGUGCUCUCGACGAUCAAUAGUUUGUUUGAUCCUUUGGGCUUCCUGGCGCCUGUGACGGUCGAGGGCAGGCUCCUUCUACGAGAACUAGUCUCUCAAGGUACAGAUUGGGACACAGCUCUGCCCCCAGAGAAAUUUGAGAAGUGGCAACGGUGGCAGGACUCACUGCAAGAGCUUAAUGGUCUGAACAUUUGCCGCACCUAUGCUACAUGUUCACUGAUUGGGGCUAAAGGCACAGAGCUAUGCGUCUUUUCUGAUGCCUCGGUAAAGGCAAUCGCAGCAGUUGCCUACUUAAAGGUGGAAACUGACGAAGAACGCACAGAAGUCAGUUUCGUACUCGGAAAAGCCAAACUGGCACCUCUGGCAGAGCUCACCAUCCCGAGACUAGAACUCUGCGCUGCAGUGUUGGCCACAGAAAUUGCGGAUCAGAUCAGAGAGGAAAUAGGGUUUAAGCUGGACAGGAUCACGUUCUUUACGGACAGUAAGGUUGUGUUAGGAUAUAUAAAUAAUGAAUCUCGAAGGUUCUAUGUAUAUGUUAACAACCGUGUGCAGCGCAUCAGACAGUCCAGCCAUUCGAGUCAGUGGAGGUAUGUAGCCACUGAAAACAAUCCAGCUGAUCUCGGCUCAAGAUCCGUGCCUGCAAGCCAGUUGCAAGGAACCAGUUGGUUGAUGGGACCAAAGUUUUUGUUGGAACCAGAGAUGUCGCCAUCGAACAUUAUGGCCUUUGAACUGGUUAAUCCAGACUCAGAUGUAGAACUUCGUCCAAAGGUCACAGCGCUUUCGACAAAGGUCUCAGGAGAACAACUGGAUACUAAGCGUUUUGAACGUUUUUCAUCAUGGAGUAGACUGACAAGAGCUGUAGCUCGACUGUUACAUGUGGCACAAAGCCUCCGCAAACCAGCACAUGAUGCAGAAUGUGUUGGAUGGCAUUACUGCAAGAAAGGCAUUACAAGUGCUGAAUUAAUCAAGGCGGAACACACCAUCAUAAAGAGUGUGCAGCGUGAAGUUUACGCAGAAGAGAUGACAUGCCUUGAAAGGAAACAAGAUUUACCUGGGAAUAGUCCUCUAAAGAAGUUGCAUCCUGUGAGGGACAAAGAGGGUCUGCUACGUGUAGGAGGACGCAUCAUCCAUUCAAACCUGACGGCAGAUGAGACGCAUCCCAUCCUUAUCCCUGGCAAGCACCAUCUUGCUGUGUUACUUAUUCGCCAUCACCACGAACAUGUCAAACACCAGGGAAGGCACUUCACAGAAGGAGCUGUGCGUGGAAGUGGCCUAUGGAUAGUGGGAGCAAAACGAGCCAUCAGCAGCCUUAUCUACAAAUGUGUGACAUGUAGAAAAUUGCGUGGCAGGUUGGAACAGCAGCAGAUGGCGGACCUCCCACCAGAGCGCCUGCAGCAAGAGCCUCCAUUUACCUAUGUAGGCCUGGAUGUCUUUGGGCCUUGGGAAGUCAUGGCACGCCGGACCAGAGGUGGAAGUGCCAACAGCAAAAGGUGGGCGAUAUUGUUCACUUGUAUGUCCACAAGAGCUGUCCAUGUGGAGGUGAUUGAGACAAUGUCUGCUUCAAGCUGCAUAAACGCUCUCCGCAGGUUUUUCUCGAUCAGGGGACCAGCAAAGCAGAUUAGAUCAGACCGCGGGACGAAUUUUGUUGGUGCUACAAAUGAGUUGAAGCUUGCCACAGACGCUCAAGAGGACAGUGUCAAUGCAUAUCUACUCAGUCAAAAAUGCACAUGGGUCUUUAACCCCCCGCAUGCAUCUAACAUGGGAGGCAGUUGGGAACGCAUGAUAGGAACAGCACGGCGUAUCCUGGAUUCAAUGCUGCUUCAAGAAGGGAGGUCAAAGAUUACCCAUGAAGUCCUGUGCACAUUGAUGGCAGAGGUAAUGGCCAUAAUUAACUCCAGGCCAUUGAUACCAGUCUCCUCAGACCCGGAAGCGCCUCUGAUACUUACUCCAGCAAUGCUGCUUACACAGAAGAUUGGGACUCCACCAAUUCCUCCUGGGAACUUCACGGAUACCAAUCUAUUGAAAUGUGAAUGGAAGAAAGUUCAGGCGUUGGCAGACACGUUCUGGGCAAGAUGGAGGCUGGAGUACUUGAAUACACUUCAGAGCAGACAAAAGUGGCAUACCAAGAAGCCAAAUCUCAAGGAUGGAGACAUAGUGCUAAUAAAGGACAAACAAGCAAGAAGACAUGAAUGGUCAAUGGGAGUAAUAGCAAAGGCCUUUCAGAGUAACGAUGGGCUAGUUAGGAAGGUGGAAGUAAAGGUGACCUCCCACAAUCCCCCCAGGACUUAUCUGAGACCGAUCUCUGAGGUCGUUCUUCUUUUGGAGUCAGAGGUUGUUUAG
Molecule: messenger RNA, 6315 nt
Organism: Misgurnus anguillicaudatus (oriental weatherfish)
Lineage: Eukaryota; Metazoa; Chordata; Actinopteri; Cypriniformes; Cobitidae
Source: RefSeq, a predicted model, not a curated record